AUGGCUGAGCUGACGAAAGCCCUGCAGAGCAAUACGACUCUGAGAAGGCUAGACGUGCAGGCCAGAUUUCUCGCGCUGCAAAGGGACUCUGCAGUUGCAAACUACCUCGAGCCAGAAGAUCUGAAGGCGAUCUUCGACUCCCUGGCUCCGAGCUCUGCGCUACAGGACCUGCGGGUGAACUUCCAGGCAUCCCUGAAGGCUUCCCCUCCUGUGGACUUCGCGCAGAUGAUGCGGGGCAAGGCCGGCACCGAGAUCUACAAGGCCGCCGCGGAGGCCCUCCGCGCCAACCGCCAGCUCCUGAAGCUGGAUCUGAUCCUGGUGCAGAGGCACUGGCAAGAUCAAAUUUGCCGAGGCCUCAUGCAGAACCUCGAGGAGAAGCGCAAGGGUGGGCGGGCCUGUGAAGAAGGGGUCAUGCACUUGCAUCGCCUGGCUUGA
Molecule: messenger RNA, 435 nt
Organism: Symbiodinium natans
Lineage: Eukaryota; Dinophyceae; Suessiales; Symbiodiniaceae
Source: the annotation of a GenBank genome assembly